This is a messenger RNA of Aspergillus costaricaensis CBS 115574, 963 nucleotides long. RefSeq names its product alpha/beta-hydrolase. NCBI's taxonomy places the organism in Eukaryota, Fungi, Ascomycota, Eurotiomycetes, Eurotiales, Aspergillaceae. The transcript has 3 exons. The record is from RefSeq and is a predicted model, not a curated record. Bases 1 to 963 code for a protein of 320 amino acids. Gene Ontology annotation, molecular function: hydrolase activity.
AUGCCUAAUAACUUCCGGGAUAUCAGCGAGACCUUCGUGGAUGAGGAGAACAAAAUAGUUUUCCACAAGAAUGUUUCUGUUCCCAUGAAAUGGAAUGGGAGUGUGCUCCGUAUCAACGUAUACCGUCCUCUGGCGGAGGGUACCUAUCCCAGUUUGGUCACGUACGGACCAUAUGGCAAGGACAUCUAUUAUGGAGACUUUCAUGCGAAGUCCUUCUCCGAGGUCAAUCCCGCGCAUAAAUCAAAAUACUCAGCAUGGGAGACACCGGAUCCCGUAUUUUGGACCAAACACGGCUACGUCGCUGUCCGCGCAGACGAGCAAGGUUUAGGCCAAUCAGCUGGUCUACUUGAUACCAUGUCAGCCAACACUGCCAACAGCUUCUUCGAUCUGAUUGAGUGGACUGCCGUACAAGAUUGGUGCAGCGGCAAGGUUGGCUUGCUGGGCGUGAGCUACUAUGCCGGUAACCAAUGGCGUGUCGCAGCAAAACGCCCCAAAGGUCUGGCCGCCAUCGUACCUCACGAAGGCAUGUCUGAUUACUACCGCGACCGGUGUCGCCACGGCGGGAUCCUGUCGAACAACUUCAUCGAUUUUUGGUGGAACCGACAAGUGGUCACCAAUCAAUAUGGUCGGCCUGGUCGCUCCAAGUCCCGCUGGGGAGAAGACACAAUCGAAGGUGAUCUGGAUCCUGCUGAGCUCGCGGAGAAUUGCCGAGAUCAGAACGUCGAUAACGCGGAAAAUCCAUAUCUUGACGACGAGUAUCACGCGUCGAAGGUCUUCCGUCUCGAAGAUAUCGAGGUGCCAUUGCUGAGUGUUGCAAAUUGGGGCGGAAUUACGCUGCAUCUGCGUGGUAAUGUGGAAGGGUAUACGUUGGCCGGCUCUAAAUACAAGUUCCUGCGUUUUAUUGUCGGACGGCACGACUUGCCAUUUUAUUACGACAUAGUCAGAUCGAUAUCAUUGUUUUGA